CUUCCUCUAUAUUUAAACCUUCUCUCUCUCUCUCCAUCGUCACAAAAACCAGAGAAGAAACAAAAAAAACAAAAUCAAUAAUUCUAGAAACGAUGUCUUGCUCCGUCGCCGUUUGUAAUUCUCCGGUGUUUUCACCGUCGUCGUCUCUAUUCUGCAACAAAGCUUCGAUUCUCUCUUCGCCGCAAGAAUCUCUUUCUCUAACUCUUUCUCAUCGCAAACCUCAAACCUCUUCUCCUUCUUCUCCUUCCACCACCGUUUCUUCUCCUAAAUCUCCGUUUCGUCUCCGUUUCCAGAAACCUCCGUCCGGAUUCGCUCCUGCUCCGUUAUCGUUUGGAUCUGAGUCUGUUUCUGCAUCGUCUCCUCCGGGAGGUGUUUUGAAGAGGAAACGACCUACAAGGCUUGAUAUACCGAUUGGUGUUGCUGGAUUUGUAGCUCCGAUUUCGUCUUCGGCGGCUGCUGUGGCUGCGACGCCGAGGGAGGAGAGUAGAGAGGUUGAGAGAGAAGGUGAUGGUUAUUCUGUUUAUUGUAAGAGAGGAAGAAGAGAAGCUAUGGAGGAUCGUUUCUCUGCUAUCACCAAUCUUCAUGGAGAUCUUAAACAGGCGAUAUUUGGAGUCUAUGAUGGUCAUGGAGGAGUUAAAGCGGCUGAGUUUGCGGCUAAGAACUUAGAUAAGAACAUUGUAGAAGAAGUAGUUGGUUUAAGAGACGAGUCUGAGGUAGCUGAAGCGGUGAAACGCGGUUACUUGACAACAGAUGCAGCGUUUCUUGAGGAGAAAGACGUUAAGGGUGGUUCGUGCUGUGUCACGGCUAUGGUUAGUGAAGGGAACCUUGUUGUGUCUAAUGCCGGUGACUGUCGUGCUGUUAUGAGUGUAGGAGGUGUGGCUAAGGCUCUAUCUUCUGAUCAUCGUCCGUCUAGAGACGAUGAAAGGAAAAGAAUUGAAACCACGGGCGGAUAUGUUGAUACGUUUCACGGAGUUUGGAGAAUCCAGGGAUCUUUAGCUGUGUCGAGAGGGAUCGGAGAUGCUCAACUUAAGCAAUGGGUUAUAGCUGAACCAGAGACAAAGAUCUCGAGAAUAGAGCAGGACCAUGAGUUCUUGAUCUUGGCAUCAGAUGGUUUAUGGGAUAAGGUGAGUAACCAAGAAGCAGUAGAUAUUGCUCGUCCCUUAUGCUUAGGAACCGAGAAGCCAUUGUUGUUAGCAGCAUGUAAGAAGCUUGUCGAUCUCUCGGCUUCACGAGGCUCGUCGGAUGAUAUCAGUGUGAUGUUGAUCCCUUUGCGCCAGUUCAUAUAGAAGAAGAGAGGAUUCUUAGAAGACUUUAGAAUAUAUGACGUUAGAAAUU
Messenger RNA from Arabidopsis arenosa, 1335 nucleotides. The record is from the annotation of a GenBank genome assembly. NCBI's taxonomy places the organism in Eukaryota, Viridiplantae, Streptophyta, Magnoliopsida, Brassicales, Brassicaceae.